Molecule: messenger RNA, 7139 nt
Organism: Loxodonta africana (African savanna elephant)
Lineage: Eukaryota; Metazoa; Chordata; Mammalia; Proboscidea; Elephantidae
Gene: TXK
Product: TXK tyrosine kinase
Exons: 11
Coding region: 908-2305 (465 amino acids)
Biological process (GO): T cell receptor signaling pathway; protein phosphorylation; adaptive immune response
Cellular component (GO): plasma membrane
Molecular function (GO): protein binding; ATP binding; non-membrane spanning protein tyrosine kinase activity
Source: RefSeq, a predicted model, not a curated record
GGUUUCCUUGGCUGUCAUCUUUACAGAAGCGGAUCGCCAGACCUUUCUUCUGUGGCAUUGCUGCAUAGCUUUGAACUGCCACCUUUUAGGUUAGUAUGCAAUCACAAACCACUUGUGCCACCCAGACACCUAUGUGAAAGCAUAGCUAAGGCAAAAGGUGAGGCAAAAAUAGAAGGAUCCACCCAGAAUGCUAAAUAGGUCUUAGUUUAUAAGGCAGUAAAUAGAAAGGCCAAUGUCAAUAUUCAGUGUCUUUAUUAAAGCUGCUCCUUUUGGGUUGUAUUUUCCAAUGGGAUGAUGUGAAACCUCCAAGUGUGUUUUUUAUUGUUAAUGUUUUUGUAUUUUUGGCCAUGCCUCAGUAGCCUUUUAGAUGUAUUAUUAGACUGACUUUUCCUCCGAUCAUAAUAAUUUUCCAUAAUAAGGUCCCAGAAGUGUGAGUAGUAGCAAGAGUGCAAGAUAUUCUAGAUUUAGUACUACAAAACCUGGAAUCUAAUUCUGCCUCCACCUCUAACUGUGUGGCCUGCGGCAAAUCCCUUAACCUAUCUAUGCCCCCAUUUCCUCCUCUGUUGAAAGAGGGCUGUUUGAUUUGCUGAAUUUGAAGGUCCUUUUCACCUUAAAAUUUUGCGAUUUCUGACAAACAUUUCUUGGAGUCACUCGGGGGUCAUUUGGGAAGAGGAACUAUCUAGCAACCUCCUCAGAGGUGUGGAUACAGAUUCUUGAGCUUCCUUAUAUAGGCCAUUAGGUUGUCAUUCACCCAGUGCUCUUGAGGUUUUUAAAACAGGAAAAUAGGUGGGGUUAACUUUGCCCGUGAGAAACGUCUUGGGCGAGCUAUGAUUUCAGUUCAAAGAUGUGUGUGUUUUUGUGACUUGAGCUCUGCUGAAGACCCGAAUGCUGUCUGCAGAGUGCAGCCAUGAUUCUUUCCACCUAUAACACCAUCCAGUCCAUAUUCUGCUGCUGCUGCUGUUGCUGUUCAGUGCAGAAGCGACAAGUGAGAACACAAAUAAGCCUGAGCAAAGAUGAAGAACUUUCGGAAAAAUACCCUCCAUGUCACAGGCCACAGCCCUGCGAGUCAUCAAGUAAGAAGCAAUCCAACAGGGGCCAUGUGAAGCCAUCAAAACGCAAGCCACUGCCUCCCCUCCCCAUCCCUGAGGGUGCUGAAGAGAUGAUCCAGGUCAAGGCUCUUUAUGACUUUCUGCCCAGAGAGCCCUGUGAUUUAGCAUUAAAAAGAACGGAAGAAUAUUUGGUAUUGGAGAAGUAUACCCCUCACUGGUGGAAGGCAAGAGACCGUUUGGGGAACGAAGGCUUAAUCCCAAGCAACUACGUGACUGAAAACAAACUAACCAAUUUAGAAUUAUAUGAGUGGUACCAUAAAAACAUUACCAGAAAUCAGGCAGAACGUCUAUUGAGACAAGAGUCUAAAGAAGGUGCAUUUAUUGUCAGAGAUUCAAGACAUUUGGGGUCCUACACAAUUUCUGUGUUUGUAAGAGCUAGAAGAGGUACUGAGGCUACCAUCAAACAUUAUCAGAUUAAAAAGAAUGACUCAGGACAGUGCUACGUGGCUGAAAGACAUCUCUUUCAAUCAAUCCCCGAACUGAUCCAGUACCACCAGCACAACGCAGCCGGUCUCAUGACCCGUCUCCGCUACCCAGUUGGGCUGAUGGGGAGCUGUUUGCCAACCACAGCUGGUUUUAGCUACGAAAAGUGGGAGAUCGAUCCAUCCGAGUUGGCUUUCAUAAAGGAGAUUGGAAGCGGUCAGUUUGGGGUGGUCCAUUUAGGUCAAUGGCGAGCACAUAUCCAGGUAGCCAUCAAGGCCAUCAACGAAGGGUCCAUGUCUGAAGAGGAUUUCAUCGAAGAGGCUAAAGUGAUGAUAAACCCAAAGGCCGCCCUACAUUUGCUGAGCUGCUACAGAUUCUCACAGAGAUUGCAGAGACAUGGUGACCUGAAACAGAAUGCCAACUCAAAAGAACAUUGUGCAAAUUUGCCACCAAAGGAAAUUCUGCAUGGUAUCACUGAUGGUGAAUAUUUUGCUUUAGAGUUGUUGACUCUUGGAUACAGUGCAGAGAUCACAAGCUUUUCAAACUUUUUAAAAUUUAAGAACAUUCUGACAACAGUUUUUCUACGUGUGUGUUUAAGAGAGACUUUUAAACUCUUAUUUUUCUGUAAUAUUUUUCACGUCCCAUAUGUGAAGAAGGGAAAAAGACUCCAUAGCACAGCCUCCCCGUGGCUGCUCUUCACAGUAAUAGUCCUGAGAGCCCCUGAAGUACAUGAAAAACUGAUCCUUUACAGGGUGAAGAAAUUUCUUUCCUGAAGCAGAGUGACAUUCUUUACCUCAAUGAUCCAUGUAUAGAAGAUGAAAGAAAUUCUGUCAACUCAUGGAAUAAAGGACCUUCCCCUUCAGAAUUUCAUGCUUUUGAGCUGUACAGAUCUUUAUAGAAAAUACACUUUCACCAACCACAUGAACAUGAACAUUUUGGAACUGUCUUUUACAGUUUCCCCAUACAUUAUUUGACAAAUAUGCUGUUUUUGCACAUAUCUGAUCUUUGGAGCCAGUUUCUUACAUUUCAGUUCUAAAUGCUGUUACAGGAGAUAACCAAAGUUUCCCUUGGCCAGAGCCUGGUGACAUUUUUUUUUCCAGUGAUAUUCAUUGUCAGGAGCAAUUCAGAACUUGAAUUUCAGUUCUGAGAUUUCAUACUCUGUGCAUGUGAAGUUGGACAAUUUAAGAAGCCUUAUUUUUUCUUUGAAUGUGUCUCCUGUACCUUUCUGGAAAACAAUUUGUUCUUUCUGCAAAACAUUAUAGCCAGGUGCUCUGUGUGUUACAUAAGACUAUUAUUCCUAAAGUCAAAGGUUUUGAAUUCAAGAUGAAACAACCAGCAAUGAUGAUUAAAUGUUAAUUUCUCAUGCACACUUCGUAUAAAUGAUUAGAAAACGAUCUUUAUCAUGCUGACUACUUCAGAAGUACCUUAAGAAGAAAAGUUCUGAUACGAAGAAAAGUUCUGCAGAGAGUACAAGUAUAAUUGCCAUGAUGGUAAACAACGGAAGUCUAUUAUUUGUAUGUUGUCCCACCUGCAUCCUGGUUCUGGGGUUACAUAUUUUAUGAUUCUCAUUAGCUUAUAAAUUCUUGGAUAUCAGUAUUUGGACUUUUAAGUCCUAUUUCCCUACUCCAGAAAUGAUACCUUUGAAUGUCAAUGGUACUCAAUAAAUGUGUAUUGAUAUAAUGAGCAUCAGGUACAAGAGGAGACCUGAUCAUUCAAGUGGUGGUCUCAGAAAUAUUUCUGUGAGCUACUUGGUGUUUUUUAGAUUGCCACACCCCUUUUCCUAAUGACUCUUGCUAUGGCGAAUUAAGACAGAGGGCUCUUGCAACUGAGAUUUUAGUUCAAAUAAGAUAUAAGAAAGUCUAGCUCGAGAGGGCAUAAACCGAAAGCUUAGGGAAGUGAGAUUAAUAUCAUGAUGUAGGAAAUAGUGUAAUAUUAAUAUAUGCAGUAGGGUGCUGCUAUGAGUUGAAUUGUUUUCCCCCAAAAUGUAUGUUAAAAGCCUAACACCUGGUACCUGUAAAUGGGAAUUCAUUUAGAAACAGUGUCUUUGAAGAUAUUAUUAGUUAACAGGUCAUACUGGAGUAGGGUGGGCCCUACCCAAUAUGACUGAUAUCCUUAUAAAAAGAGUGAAAGAGACAGAGAAAUAGAGAAGCAGCCAUGUGAAGAUGGGGACAGAGAUUGGAGUGAUGCAUCUACAAACCAAGGAAUGCCAAGGAUUGCCAGGGACCAUCAGAAGUUAGGAAAAGGCAAGAGAAGAUCUUCCCCUAGGCCCUUCAAAGAGAGCAUGGUCCUGUUGACAUCUUCCAGCCUCCAGAACUAUUAGACAAUAAGUUUAAGUUGUUUUGAGUGACUCCGUUUGUGGUAUUUUGUUGCAGGGGCCCUAGGAGACCAAUGCUUUCUCAGGCUUUACUCAGCUCAUAAGCUCCAACCCCUCAAAAAAGGGAAAAACAAACAAAGAAACAAAAAACCCACUGAAAAAGUAGGACUGACUGUAGAGUAUCUGCCCUCACUAUAGAUGCAGUGAUGGGAGACAGAGUACAGAGUAAAGCAUGAUAAAGGGAUAAAUAGUAAGUCCUGGGGGUCAUGUGGCAGGAGCAGGUACAUCUCAGGGCAUAUAUAUUGGCGGUGGUAGGGGAUUUCUAUCUUUAUUGUUUUAACACUUCAGGAAAGUUUGAAGUAGUGAAUGAGGAACAAAGGAGCCCUGGUGUGCAAUGGUUAAGUACUGCACUGCUAACUGAAAGGUCAGCAGUUGGAACCCACCCAGCAGAUCCACAGGAGAAAAGAAAGACCUGGUGAUCUGCUCCCUUAAAGAUUACAGCCUCGGAAACCCUAUAGGGCAGUUCUAACAACAAAAAGGCCUCACUUAAAUGUGUGGACUUUGAAUAGCUAUAAACAGAGAUUCAGCAUUUGCUGUCCAGGGAGAGAAAAAGUUUAAGAGACAGUCACACAACUUCUUGGAAGAGAAAUACAUUUUUCAACCAGCCUUAAUGUUAGUUACUGAUAUGAGGUCUCUGGGGGUAGCUUAACUAGUCUGGAGUGAGGUAGUGCAUCAUCUAAACAGCUAUUCCUAAGAAAUGAAUAGGAGGUUUAGGGACUGUGGGGAGCCCUGGUGGCACAGUGGUUAAGUGCUUGGCUGCUAACCAAAAGGCCAGCAGUUUGAACCCACCAGCUGCUCCGCCAGAGAAAGGUAUGUGUGGCAGUCUGCUUCUGUAAAUAUUAUAGCCUUGAAAACCAUAUCGGACCCUGAUAGCUUAGUGGUUAAGUGCUAUGGCUGCUAACCAAAAGGUCAGCAGUUCAAAUUUACCAGUUCCUCUUUGGAAACUCUAUGGGGCAGUUGUACUCUGUCCUAUAGGGUAGCUAUGAGUUGGAAUUGACUCAACAGCAAUGUGUUUGUUUUUUUUUUUUUUUUUCAGUAGGGCCACUUUGAGUCAGAAUUGACUUGGCAACAACAGGUUUGGGUUUUUUGGGGCUAAGAGCCCUAAAGAGGAGAAGACUGGCUGUCAAAGGAGGGAGAGAAGGCUCAGAAAAAUGUAAAGAAUUUAGAGCCAAGCAGAAGAUAUGAUCAGUGAAAGAAAUCUUGUAGCAAGAGUAGCCAAAAGAUUUUUUUUUCUUUUAUAAACUUUUUAUUGAAAUACAAUAUGUUGUUCCAAGGCAACAAUGGUCACAGGUUUGGACUGGCAAAAAAACUCACAAGAAAUAAUAGCAUUUAAUCUAGCACUAAAUUUACUGUUUACUGAGUUUACUUCAUCAUGAUCAUACUUAGUUUCAUAGGAGGGUGCUGUUGUGGUCAUUGUUGGUAGCUGCUGUUGAGUUGGCCCUCGACUCACGGCGAACCCAUGAAAACAGAAGAAGACACUACCUGUUCCUGUCCCAUUCCCAUGAUUGGUUACAGAUAGGAUUGGAUUUUUGUGACCCUUAGGGUUUCCACUGGAUGAUUUUCAGAAGCAAAUCACUAAGCCUUUCUUCCUGGUCUGUCUUAGUCUGGAAGCUCCACAGAAACCUGUUCAGCAUCAUGGCAACAACAAAGCUUCCCUUGACGGAUGAGUGGCGGCUGCACUUGAGGUGCAUUGGCUGGGAAUUGAAUCUGGGUCUCCUGCAUGGAACAUGAGAAUUCUACCCCUGAGUCAGGAAACAGCAUGCACAGCACUUUGGUUUCACUGAAAAGCCUACCAAAUCUCCACAAGCGUAGAUACUUGAGCCCGUCUCACCUGCGUGGAGGGCAUGCACAGUUACUAGCAAUGAGACCUUGGUGUUUGUGCUUCACCUUCUCUCUGGGUUUACUGCCGGUCAAGUAGGCCUACAGUUUACAGCUCUCCUAGCCCAUAUGCUGUCCUACAAAUCAGUGGAUUCAUGGUGUAUAAAAAAGAUGUCCAACUCUGGCACCCAACAUUUCAAAUUCAUCUUAACUUGGUACAUUUCCACGAGACUGGCAUUGAGAGAAGGCAAGCCUAAGGUUAUCUUCCCGGGCAGGUUCUAGAAAAAGGAUACAAACCUGCUGUUAACCUUUUAUCCACAUAUACAUAAAGAAAAGUAUAGAAAUGUGUUAUGGAUUGAAUUGUGUCCCCCAAAAGUAUGUGUUGUAAAUUCAAACCUCUAUGCUUGUGGUUAUAGUCCCACUUGGGAAUGGGUUUUGUCUUUGUUGUUAGUGAGGCAGGAUCAGUGUAGGGCAUAUCUUGAAUUAAUCUCUUUUGAGAUAUAAAGUGGAUGAACAAGCAAGCUAGAGGUAGAGAGGUGCCAAGCCACAUGAAGAUGGCCCAGGAACAGAAACUCAAAGAAAGAAGGACUUUCCUCUAGAGCUGAGAGACAGAAAAAUUUCCCCUAGAGCCAGCACUCUGAAUUCAGACUUCUAGCCUCCUAAACUCUAAGAAAAUAAAUUUCUGUUUGUUAAAGCCAUCCACUUGUGGUAUUUCUGUUACAGCGGCACUAGGUGACUGUCAAGGACAUGCACUCUGUUCAAAUAAAAGGAAAGAGAUUCAUUGAAGGAACAAGACCAGUUCGAACCAGGGAAAUGCAAAGAUUCACAAAGUGACACUAAAUGCUCCACCUUUCUGGCAACAAAGUUGAGCUUUUACACAUAAAGACAUGACUAAUUUUAUGAACAUUUCAAAAAACAGCUCUUUCUUCAUAUCAGUUCCUUAUCUCUUUCUUCAUAUCAGUUCCUUAUCUCUUUCUAGAAGAGCAUUUGCAUAAAACUUUUUUUUUCCUCAGAGCAUUGCAUUUUCAUCACAUGCUUCCUAGAACUUCCUGAGUACAUACAUUACUUUUCUUUCUGUCUCCUUCCCCUGCUUACACAGAGGGAUUUGGAUUAACUUUUUAUUGAGAGCUCUUUCUAAAUGCAUCAAAGUUUUAAGUUUAAAUACAGAGCCAGAGCAUCUCUCUCAAGAACAGUGGCAAUUUGCAUAAAUGUUCUUUCUGAGAGCAGCUGCACUUCUACCUCCCCUCCCCCCCAUCCUCCCUGAGACAGUGCAGAGCAAUCCAUUACUGGGAGCUUCUUCAAACAUAUCUUAUUUUUUAGGUCUGCUAGCAUGAUACAAAAUGUCAUUCAGCCUCCAGUCUGGGCAGAAGCAUCUCCUAUGCCAAGCACCUAGAGUUUUUGAACAUUUCCACCAU